AUGCUUGAAAAAGGCCUAUUAGCAUCAUACAAAAUAUCGCAAUUGAUAGCGAAAUCAGGAAAACCUCAUACUAUUGGAGAGUCAUUAAUAUUACCAGCUAUCAAAGAAGUGUUAAAUUCAAUGGUUGAUUGUGAUUCUGAACAAAUAAUUUCAUCAAUUCCUUUGAGUAAUAGUUCUGUUUCUUCCAGAAUUGAUGAAAUGGCAUUUGAUAUCGAAGAAACCCUAUGUGCAUUUUUAAGAACAACAAAAUUUUCAAUUCAGAUUGAUGAAUCGACAUUCAACGAUAGUGUUGCACUUUUAUUAGUUUACGUACGUUAUAUUAAUCAAAAUGAUGUAAUUCAAGAAGAAUUUUUAUUUCUGAACACCUUGAACUCGAUACAAGAGGAUUAA
This is a messenger RNA of Octopus sinensis (East Asian common octopus), 390 nucleotides long. Its product is annotated as zinc finger BED domain-containing protein 5-like. The record is from RefSeq and is a predicted model, not a curated record. The coding region runs from base 1 to 390 and encodes 129 amino acids. The transcript has a single exon. Lineage: Eukaryota; Metazoa; Mollusca; Cephalopoda; Octopoda; Octopodidae.